Messenger RNA from Neogale vison (American mink), 6275 nucleotides. It is a transcript of the gene SHISAL1, whose product is annotated as shisa like 1. NCBI's taxonomy places the organism in Eukaryota, Metazoa, Chordata, Mammalia, Carnivora, Mustelidae. The transcript has 5 exons. The record is from RefSeq and is a predicted model, not a curated record. Bases 69 to 668 code for a protein of 199 amino acids.
CGGCGGCGGAGCGAGGAGCGAGCGGGCGGCGGGCACGAGGCAGCUCCCCACGGAUCGAUGCCAGCCAAAUGAUGACCAGUUGUGGCCAGCAGUGCUUGAACGUGCUCACCGUCCUCUCGUUGCUGAUUUCUGCAGUCUUGUCCGCGCAUUUCCGGGUCUGUGAGCCAUACACGGACCACAAAGGCCGCUAUCACUUUGGCUUCCACUGCCCCCGGCUCUCGGACAACAAAACCUUCAUUCUCUGCUGUCACCAUAACAACACAGUUUUCAAAUACUGCUGCAACGAGACGGAGUUUCAGGCGGUGACGCAGGCGAACCUCACGGCCGGCUCCGAGGGCUACGCGCACAACAAUUACACCGCCUUGCUGGGGGUGUGGAUCUACGGCUUUUUCGUGCUGAUGCUGCUGGUCCUGGAUCUUUUGUAUUACUCGGCAAUGAACUACGACAUUUGCAAGGUUUACCUGGCACGGUGGGGCAUCCACGGACGAUGGAUGAAACAGGACCCCCGGCGGUGGGGCAAUCCUGCCCGGCCCCCCCGGCCAGGGCAGCCCGCCCCGCAGCCCCAGCCUCCCCCAGGCCUGCUGCCGCAAGCCCCCCAGGCCGUGCACACGCUUCAGGGAGAGGCCCACAGCCCACCACUGAUGACCUUCCAGAGUUCGUCUGCCUGAAAACCCUUUUGCCGUGCCUCAGGAUGGGGGAGGUGAGACCCGAAGCACCCGGCACAGCCUCCAAGGAGACCAACGUCAACAGAGACCCCAGGGAGAGCCGAGGUGGCUGCGGCGGUGGCAGAGGAAGAAAUGCCACCUGUGCCCACAACCCCCUUCCGUGGACUUCUAAGACUAGGAGCAAACUCAGGGGUGGGGGCCAGGGGUUCUAAGGGAGGGGGGUCUUGAGCCACCCGUCUGCAAGCAAUAGUCCCAUUCUGGGCUGGUGGCUUCUGAGAGGGGACGCCAUUGUGGACUCAGGAUGACCAGCACAAAGCUGCUGCGGCUAAUUCAAGCUGCAGGGAUUAGGCCUGUGCACCGUACCUGUGGGCCCCUUACCUCCAGUCCCUCCAGUUGUGGCCUGUGGGCCUGUGUCAGAAUACUGAAUGUGAGUGUGUGUGUGUGUGUGUGUGUGUGUGUGCGUGUGCAGAAGUGUGUGUUUGGAGGUGUGAUUUGGGGUGUUCUUUUUGUUUGGUUGCGUGUUGGUUUCUAUUGGAAUCCCCGUGAGUCCUCUAAUGGGCACAGGUCACCAGUGGUGGGGGCCCUGGUCAGCGUCCCCGUUCAAGCUUCUUGCUGUAGCGGGCAGCCGUGAACCCCCUGGAGUCACCAAGCAUGAGGCAUGGUCCCGCUAUGUCUCAGAGGACAUGGGGAUUUGAACAUGCUAGUGAGGGUUUGUUCUUAUGGAAUUUACUCCCCUAACAAUGUAAUAAUAGGUGAUGAGGCAUCUUGGGCCAUCCACGGGACAGGCACGGGGCCGCGUGUCUCCAUGCACUCCCUCUCUCACUGCUCGGGAGGGGGGGUGUGGUGAGCCCCCUGCAGAAAUGGCUCUGAGCAGGGAAGGCCCAGGGUCACACAGCCAAGAGGAGACCAGCCACUCUGUUUGAUCUUAGGGGUGUAGGAACCAAAAGUCCACACUCCCCAGCCCAGGGGACCCCCAGCACAAUCCCUGGGACAUCUCCCCACUUGCCUCUCAGUGGACUGACUGUUGCCCCAAGAUCUCCACCAUCACUGCCCUGAAACCUUCAUCCACGCAGCACAUUCUGUUAAGCACCUGCUGUGUGUCGGACCCCAGGCUGGGCAGUGAUGGGAACUGGCCAUGAGUCAGGCAGGCCGGGUCCCUGCCCUGGAGGGAGGCCACCAUCUGGUGGGAUAGAUACACAGAUCUGAGCUGAACACAGUGACGAGGGCUGUGGAAGCCCCAAGGGAAGUUUCUAGAAACCAUUCCACUUUAGAUUUCUGCAUAAACCCGGAUGCCUAUAACAUCCAUCCCCAGAGGUCCCCACCACCACCCACCCCACUGGCUGAGGGCACACACACGGAAGGGCACUGCCCGGGAAACCUUCACAUAAAUCCCCAAGGACCACAAGGCCAGUGUAGACACACCUAUUCCACUGGGGGAGUUUCCAGAUCUCCCCCAGGCUCUUAGCUCAGUGGACCCUGCUCAGCAAACGUGUGUCCCUCUGAUGGCGUGUUCACACUCAGCCGGACUCUUGCACGCGUGCUGUCUGCCCUCCAGACACACCGGUGAGCCGGUGAUGCUCGUGGUGCUGGUCGGUGAGCUGGGGAGAGAGGGCCGGCGAGAAGGGAAUCGUGAAUAAGGACGCUGAGCGCUGGGCCGACAAUUGAGUCGGAACAGUCUGUUCGAGAGCCAGCCACGGGCAUUAAAGACGGGGUUGGGGGGUGGGGGGAGAGCAUCCCAGCACAAAGGCCCUCAGGCAGCAGCGUGCUUGAUGCUUUCAAAAAGAUCCAAAGAAAUCCAGGAUGGCCGGAACCGGCAGGAGGGCAGAGAGGUUGAGGGGGAGGGAGUCCAGGCUCUCUGCAAGGCGUACAGACACAACACCCCAUCCUUUGAUAAAGCAUUUUCUAGCUCCAUAAGGAAAGGAUUCUCCCCAUUUCGUGAACUAGGAAUCUGAGACUCAGGUAGGUCCGUGACCUGCCCAAAGUUCACAAGGCAGGCUGGGGCAGAGCAAACCCGUGGUUUCCCCACAUCUCCCCAGACACGGGGGCCCAAGUGUAUGGUUUGGCAGCAGCAGAGGGAAAACUUCAUUUGAGGUGUUCAGUAGGGAUGGGCACAUCUUCCUUUCCCUGGACGCUAUGGGCAGCCCUGGAGAGGGGCUCAGCUCCCUCCGGCCCAGGGGGAUCAACCCUCACUUGCAUCAGAUGUGCAGAGCCUCGGGAAUCAGGGGAAACCGAGGUUCGGGUGGGGGGGUACAAGACCCCGAUUCUGAUGUCAGUCAGCUCUGCACUCAGAGCAGUGUGACCUCGGGCCAGGCCUGUGCCUUCUCCGCCCUCAGUUUUCCCCUCGGUAAGAGGAAGGAGUCAGACCAGGUCUUCGGGGGCUGGCAUCUCUGGCCUCCUGUGGUCCUGGGCGACUCUCACGCAGCUGCUUACACAGAGUUCCUUCCUUGGGUUGGGAAAGAGCUGGCUGCCUCCCCUGCCUGGGGGCCUGAGCCAGGGGCUGCUCUCACCUAGACCAGCCGGGGCUAGGACCCACCUGGUCCGCAGCCCCGAGAAUUACAGCUGGCUUCUGGCCCCCUCCCGUAGUCUUUUCGGGAGUGACCGGUAACCCUUUAGGGCUUGGGAUGGAACAUUCUUUUGGAAUGGAGGCUUCCCACGUGUAGCUCGGCACACAUCACAGCUGGGGACGUGGGAGAGAGGAAACAACAGUCACCGCCUCUCUGAGUGGCUGAGGGGUGAGAUGGGGCACAGGGCCUGAGCGCCCCGAGUGAAGGGCACGGCUGCCGGGAAGGCACGUGAGAACAGGGCUGUCCCCCCACAAUGUCCAGGGCUCCUCAAAAUCCCACAGGAGCCCGGGUCGUCCCAGCAAAACCCCACCCCCCCGCCCCCUACUGCAGCAGGCCACUGUGCCAAUCGGUAGUGUCCCCGAGAAUAAGACACAGGGUAGUGAUAAGUUCAAGUAGAGAUGUUCAGAGUUAGUGUUCUUAGUGACUUCCACACCCAGUCUUUCAAGCUGCCUCUGUUUACUUUCUACUGUGAGCUUCUGGCUAUCCCCACGUCAUCUGUAACCGUAACAAUAAUCCUAGUACAAAAAGAGAAAUAAAAAGCAGAGAAAGAAGAAGACAACAUACCUUCCCGGGGAAUCUGUGCCCGACGCCGGUCUGUGUCGUGACUCCUGCUCGCAAGGCCUCUUCCCGCUGGGAACGGUGUGUCGUAGACACGCGGCGUCUGCUUUUCCUCUCGCUUGUGUAUGGUGUGAUCUGUGUGUUUUGGAACCGAUUCAGAACCAACACCCAGGCCCUCGACCCUCACCUUAACCUCUGAAGUCACACUGAGCCUCAGUCGGGGAGGGGCUCGCCCCUGCCGACAGGCCCGGAGGUGCCUGUGCCAGGGGCACGUCUGACACUGACCCGGACUGGUAGGAAGCAGCCUUCGUCGAAAACACACGUACAGGCACACGCAUGCGCACACACACACCCCUACACACGCGCACACAUGCGGGGGGCAUCCAGGCCCCCUUGUGGUCUCUGAUACCUAAGAAAAACAGGCCAGCGGCUAGCAAGGGUGGGCGGUCCUUCCCUUCAUUGUGCAGAACAGCAAUCAGGGACAUGUGGCCCCAGGGCUGGAAAGGACUUGGGAAGGGGGUGGGGGAUGGGAUCAGGCACAACACGGUGAGGAAUGUGGGAUAACAGCCUUCUGCCAAGAGACACUUCCAGGCUCACCGUCACAUCCGAAGCUCUCUCUAGGUCAUUUCAGCUUCAGCAACACUGUAGGAGUGGCCGUGCCUGGCACCGUCCCCCGCGCGGACCCCCAGACCCUCGUCUGCUCCAGGUCGGUGUCCUGACCCUCUGCCUUUCCUCCAGCCCAGGCCCUGCCCACUGGCUCAGCUGACCGCCCCCGUCCACUGUGUUUACUAGAGUCUCCUCAAUCCUUCAACAACCCAAAUCCGCGUGAUAGCCCCCAGUGAUGUCAUUGGCGGCACUUCCUGUCCGUGGCGAGGGGCAGCCUUGUCAUCGCAGGGCGCCGCUAUGCCUCCCCACCCCUGUCGUCUGCUGUGGGAACUUGAGGUUGGAGUCCUAGAAGGGACUUUCCGUUCUUGACCUUGCCGCUUACCUGGUGAGUAUCAGAUGGGGUCUCGGUGCUCCCCAUAAACCGACUCAAGGUCGGGGGGGGCAGCCAGUCCCCCCCGGGGAGUGGUGAAACCGGGCUCACUGCCACCUGCAGCCCCGGAGCCCAUCACCAGCCCAGGCUGGGGCGAUGCCAUUCACCCUGCAGCACACGGACACCCGCCGUGCGACCGACGCCCCCGAGGCUCCCAGCCUGCCUUGCAACACACCCAGCCGCACAUGGCUGUCAAGGGGACGGAUACAACCGUGGGGUCCGUGGCCUGAAAAACAGAUGUUGACGUUGAGCAGUCAGUCGCGAGAGAUAGAAGAUUCUAGAAAAUCCAUUCGCUCAUGCAUGCAUUCCUUCAUCUGUUCAACAAAUAUGUGUCCAUCUCUGAACCCAGCGCGCACCUGGGAGCAGUUCCUGCCGAACAUGGAGAUGUUGGGGGACAUGUGCAUGUCCGUGGGAGAGGCUGGGAUCCCCCGAGAAGUGAUUGGUUGUCCCCAACAUUUAGGAGCGCCCAGAUCCACAAAGCAAACAGCUUACCCCUCUGUGAUAGUGACCCUGGAGGUGGCAUUGUCCUUUACCCCUCAAGUUCUCAGUACCAGACCCUGCCAGAUAGUUGGUGCUCGAGAGAGGCUGGGUGAGUGAGCUGCUCUGACCCUUCAUCACACUGUCCCUAAAACUCCUUUGUUUACAUCAAAACCCUGAUGCGUUUGCCCUUGACAGAGUGACAUUCAGGACUGCAGCAGGGCCCACCCCCCAGUGGUACCAUUCACAAUGCUGUCACCAAAAUGUUCCUGGGUCCCCAGGAACAGCGUUCCUAUGGACCACAUUGGAACAGCCACCCCCGGGCUGGUGCAGUGAGGUCCCGUGGAUUGCCCUACACCGCUCUUCAAAAUGUGCAGGAGCCGAUGGAAGUUGAUAAACAGGCCGGGGGGUGGGGCGGGGGACGCGGAUCACCGGGGCACAUGGUUGCAAGUCGCAGAUGGCGCCGCCACCACGGGCGUCCAGUGGGACCAAACUGGUGACCUGAGCGAAUGUCUUCUUGGAGCCCCUCCUGGGUUCUCGUGUGUGUUCUUUCUGUUUCUCCCCUUCUGUAUGUUCAAGGUGGUGGGAUGCAGAUCGGCAAGCCGUCAGUCUGGGUUCUGGUGCAAUAACUUAGUGGGGUGCCGAAGGGGAAGGGCUCAGUCGCCCCAACAAGGCAGGAUCACCCCCCCCGACUGGUGCGUCCACCCCAGGGUCCGCCAGGCUAGGGCACACAGGUGAGGGUGGGCUAGGGUGGUCCCCCUCUUCUGUGCACCCUGACUUCCCAUGAGCAGGCACAGUGUCUCCCUGAGAGCUGAUAACCGGGAAAACCAAAAACCAACAAUAUUCCUGAUAAUAAUAAUGUAAUAAUAAUAAUAAUAAUAAUGUAUUUUACACUGCUCUACGCUGCUUUUGUCUUUAUAUACAGUAGUUUUUAUAAAGAUGUCCUUAGGUUUUAAUAAAGGAGUGUCAUGUCAA